CAAAGAAACAGCGCAGAAAGGCUAUCGACUCUACGAUUACACUGUUUGCUGGCUAAACACGACUUUCAGUUGUUAAGACAGGUAUCAGGCAGGUUGCUAGCCACCGAGCACUAACGGAACUUCAAAUCUCGUUAGCUUUCUCACUGUGAAGCCCGUUAACCCGAUUACCUUCCGCACUGUACCGGCUAUUGGUGUCCGACGAGCCAUUUACUUCAAGUGGACCGUAAGAAACGUACCGGCAACCCGACCUAACGUGUGGGAUCGGGUAACUCGGUCCUAUUGUGGAGGGGGAGGACUUUGUAUACCCACUACCAUGGCCACUGGUGACGUGAGGAGUUAUGAAUAAGUCUACCUCUUUAGAACACAAGCCUGUGGAGUCACCUUAUCAUGAACCGUUCUACUAACGUCAGGACACGAGGAAAGGGCCCACAGACAUGCCUACCGCCGAACAGAAACUACUCCGAAUCCAGGAAGAGGCACAGAUCACUCUGAAGGAAGCCAUGAGAAACGAAAGGUCGAAGCGGUGGAAGCGGGUAGUAGAAAACUACAACCACCUGUUAAAACUGGUGUGCCGUCGGAACUUACCGGAAGGAUACGAACCGCCCGCCAGUAAACAUAUCAUGUUGCUGUACGAGUUGUACUACCAUCUUGGAUUGGCGCUACAGAACCUGGGUCGUCACCGCGAGGCUAUCAAGCAAUACACCAAAGCUAUUAAGGUCGUCAGCAUACCGAAGAAUGGCUGCUUGGCGGGGUGUCACUCCAACUCUUGUCUGAUGACGCCACUUUUUGCCAAGAGGGCCUUCGCUUAUGCAAAAUGUGGAGACAGGAAAAACGCACUCAGGGAUGCAGAAAAGGCAGUGGUGCUAGACAAUGUGAACCCGGAUGUGUACUGUAUCAGGGCUCUAACAUGGAUGACAUUCAAUGAGGAGAAAAUGGCAAUACAGGAUUUGAGCACAGCGCUCAAGCGAAACCCUCGUCACGCAUGCGCAUUGAUCCUGAGGGGUACGAUAGACCGACCAAUGAUAAUAGACGUUCCAGAGGUCAGCCAAACGGUUAUCAACAAGGAUCAUGUGAAAGCUCUUGAGAUGAAUCCGCACACAAAUCUGUAUCUUGAUGUGAAGGACUUCGACAGUCCCAAAAUCAUCGACUUUUACAACAGGUUUCUGUUCUCCCUAAACGUCCCCCACACCGUGUCUACCAUCAGCCUGCUGUCAGAGGCGCACAGCUACAGACAAACACAGACGGACAGACCACAUAGUCCACCGGGGCGCCCUGCCGCAGCCUGGUCAUCAGGCUCUGUCCCUGCAGCCACACAGCUGUCCUCCCCCGGCACACCCUCCGCAGACACCAGCAGGCCCGCCAGACCGCCCUUCCGGUGCGGCACGCCCAGCAGACUGCAGAGGAGCACAGAGUCCGCUGUGAGGCGCUGGCAGUACGGCAUGGCCAUCAGGGCACACUCCGUCCAGCAAACAGCGGAUCCCAUCUCUGGUCACAUCCGAGCGCUGACGGGUGAUAGGCGGUCUCAGAGUGCACAGCCGAUGAUGUCUGGCAUUAUCAAACCUGUACAUCCAGCCGCAGCCGCACAAGUUCGACACAGAGCCCAAACUGCCACGCCCUUCACCAAGGGAGCCACGCCCAUGGCAACCGGUCUAGCUGCUCCUAGUGGCGCAUCAGCAGAAACUAUCAAGGUGUUUGAAGACGUUAACCUGGAAAACAUGCCGAGAAUGUACUACAAGCCAUGGAAAGGAGACAAACUUCCAACCACAGAGACUCAGAGAAGAAAAACUGCUCCAGUAUUCAAAGUAUAACAAGAGUUUAUGACUCCAGAUUAGCAGGAAAGGAAUAAAAAUUCACAGGGUGACUGAAUUUGUUUGGUGCUACCACAGAAAACAAGCUUUUCACUCAAGCCAUAGGAUUUGUUUUGUUUACAUUUGUACACUGAUGUAAUGUACAUUGCAUAACUUUAUAUCAGAACUGCAUGCACUUUGCAAAUUAUGUGAGUGUCUCAAGAGAAAGUUUAGGCACAAAAAUGUACCAUGAUACAGUACACUGUACUAUCAUUUGUGGAAAGGCAGCUUCAGUGAAAACUUCAUCAAAUUUGGAAUAAUAGGUUCAACAGGGAAUAAGGGUGUUUUGAAAGAAUUAUAGAUGCCUGUCAUAAUAGGACGAUUCUGUAAACACCUUCCUCCUAUCACCACAUGUCCCAAUUUGAGUUGAUAUGCAUUGUUUGUUGUUUUGAAGUAUAUUAUACACAUGUCUUUUACACUGUACUAAAGUAUGAAUCAGAGCUACUGAAAAAUAAAGUUUUUGUCUUAUCAUUUUUUUACACUUUUUUACUUGCUUGCUUUUUUUUAAUUAGUUGUAUGGGGAAGACCUCAAAUAUUGGUAGACCAAAUUGGUCCCCAAGCACAGUCUUCUUGUGUAUUUUACUUUGUAUUGAUUUUUAUUAUGUGCAAAAUA
Molecule: messenger RNA, 2460 nt
Organism: Branchiostoma belcheri (Belcher's lancelet)
Lineage: Eukaryota; Metazoa; Chordata; Leptocardii; Amphioxiformes; Branchiostomatidae
Exons: 14
Coding region: 435-1808 (457 amino acids)
Molecular function (GO): protein binding
Source: RefSeq, a predicted model, not a curated record